Haliotis rubra (blacklip abalone) is the source of this 1937-nucleotide messenger RNA. RefSeq names its product chromobox protein homolog 8-like. Lineage: Eukaryota; Metazoa; Mollusca; Gastropoda; Lepetellida; Haliotidae. The transcript is spliced from 5 exons. The coding region runs from base 92 to 1078 and encodes 328 amino acids. The record is from RefSeq and is a predicted model, not a curated record.
UCAGAUUACCGCGCAUGCGCACAAAUCCAUCGGCUGCUAACAAGCUCGCGCCGAGGCAAUACAACCUUCAGUCAGUAUCAAUCGUUGAGCAAUGGAGCUACCGGUUCUGGGCGAUCGGAUAUUUCAAGCGGAUAACAUACAAAAGAAACGUUACCGAAAGGGUCGCGUUGAAUAUCUUGUCAAAUGGAAAGGCUACACGUUGAAGCACAGCACCUGGGAGCCUAAAGACAACAUACUCGACCCGUUGUUGAUUGCGGAGUUCGAAGACAAGCGUCAACACUGGUAUGGGAGAAAACGACAGAAGCUGCAGCAGAAGAGGCGACAAAGCCAGAUGUCUGCCGGAAGUCCCCAGACAAGCGACACGGUAGCAGACGACAGUGACCUCGACGAACAGGAUGAGACACAAUCGCUGUACGGCGAUAACAACACUCAUCCAAAUCCAGAACAACAAGAUUCUAUGAACAACAACUUUUGGAGGCCAUUCUUUGGAGGCAAUGAUGACAUUGAAAGUCCCAUGUCGGAAGACUCAAGCACUGAGAAAGAGUCGGACAAGGACAGUGAUUAUGACCCAGAGAAUGAUAUGGAGUCGAGUAAACAUGUAUCAGGAUGUACCGACCGCGACCUCUACUCCGUUGCGGAAAGCGAGGAGGUAAGAGGUCGAUCCUCGCCGUGUAGCGACCGAGCGUUCUGGAGCAUGCCCUUCGAUAAGAAGGUAAACACGGACCUGAAUCUGUUACCCCUCACACGUGGAGCCGCGUGCAAAGAAGGGGAGCUAACUGCGUGCGAGGCAUUGAUCCGACUUGGCGAAUGCAGGGACCAUCUCAACAACGUUAUCGAGCCAAUGAAAACCGAGUAUCCAGCUAAACAGGAGAGUAACGAUCGAUACUCCCAAGGCUUUUGUGAAAGGGACUCUGAUUCCGCGGCAGUGAAAAGUCGGUCCAAGAUGUAUUAUCCCCCUAAUGGAGAGCCCCCGCUAAAAGUGCUUGUUACUGAUGUCACCUGUAAUUUCAUAAAAGUAACGUUUGUGGAAAGUAACACUGAAAAGGGAUUCUUCAGAAAUUCGGUGGAUACGAACUAAUUGUGCAUAUUUCUCCAUCACCUCAUAGCAGUGAGUCAGUAUAUUCUACAUUUCACAGUUUUGAGUCAUCCCCGUCUGCCCGUGUGCAAUCGACCCGCACGUGGAUGUACCAUCGCUGUGUUCUGUGAGGGUCUUAACCUGUGGGACAGAAUCUCCAAAAAAAAUGGAAUUUGUAUUUUCGAAUGGAUAUUUGUGAUACCUAUUUACAGAUUCUCUUGUUCGAAAUGGAUUGUAUAUUUUGUGAGACUGGAAACUUUUUCCGAAAGUGCGUCCGUCAAAAGUGUAAAGUAUCUUCAAAUAUUAAGAUACAGAGGUUUUUAGUGGAUACAGAGCAAUGUGCAUAAUAAAUCAGAAUUUUCUGUGGAAGUAUUGAUGAUUGACCAAAGACCAAACUUUAAUAACUUUUGUCGUUUUCACGGGAUAUAUUGUACAUAUCAGAUCCAUGUGCUUGGAGAUUUUAUAACAAACUGGAAAUUUCGAUUCUAGAAAAUAUAUUUGUGUAUGUAAUUCGUGCCAUACGCUCCGCUGUGACCAGUUAUGUACAGUUUCGUUUGGUGUACUUAACACAAAUGUUUGAAAUAGACAAUAGUAGAAAUAUACCCACCCAUCGACAUCCUCAAUCUGUGGACCAUUUUCUGACUUGACAUCUGCACUAACAAGUUCAUGCCUUGUGUGUGUAGCUAUGGACCAUGUGCUCGUGAUGCACGUGCAUGACACAUGUCAAUUGCUUUUCAAGAUGACAAUCUCAUCAGUCAAUGUAACAAAAACAUCAGCACUUUUUUCCAUCUGCACAAAACACACAUUGGUGUAAGCUGGUGUAAUGUGAUAGUGUAUAUAAAAUCUCUCUUCAAAAUCAUAA